This is a messenger RNA of Metschnikowia bicuspidata var. bicuspidata NRRL YB-4993, 2646 nucleotides long. Its product is annotated as chromatin-binding protein. Lineage: Eukaryota; Fungi; Ascomycota; Pichiomycetes; Serinales; Metschnikowiaceae. Gene Ontology annotation, cellular component: nuclear replication fork. Gene Ontology annotation, biological process: DNA repair; DNA-templated DNA replication; mitotic cell cycle. Gene Ontology annotation, molecular function: protein binding; chromatin binding. The coding region runs from base 1 to 2646 and encodes 881 amino acids. The record is from RefSeq and is a predicted model, not a curated record. The transcript has a single exon.
AUGCUGACUAAAAUUCCCGCGUACAUUGACGGUAACAAUUUGGUACAUUUUGAUUGGAAGCUGAAUCGUUUGUUUGUGGGGAAUGACUCCGGAAUUUUGAAGAUCUUUAAUCCAGAUGAACUAGACUCGGAACCUGUGUCCUUGGACACCCUCGAAUUCUUGACAUCCAUUGUAACAUUUGGGGACAAAGUUGUCUUCACCAAUACGCAAGGAAAGUUGGCUGUACUCAGCUUGGGAAAUGAAGUGGUGGGUGAUGAAACACACGAGGUGAUUUACCAAUCGCUGAAGCCUUUGAGAGAUGCACAAAUCAUCAAUGAGGGAAGCCGGAUAAUCUGCGGAGGAGAUAUUAACGAAAUUAUAAUCGUUGAUUUACUGGAUGAAAACAAAGUGGAUAAACUUCCUGUUGCCGAAAACGUACUCAGUUUUUCCUACAAUUCUUUGGGGGAAUUGGUCUCUGUUGCUUUAGCCAAUGGGGAUGUCCUCGUUUACUCUGUUUCCAAUGAAAAACCCGAGCUUAUGGAGAAGAUAGAAGGCCAAGUGCCACCAAAAACACAUCAGUCGUCGGAUCUGUCAAUUGAUUAUCAUAGUGACCAUGCCAAUGAGCUAGUUUGCACUCAAUCAUUGUGGUCACCGACCGGAGAAAACAUAUAUUUACCAACUUCCUUCGGGUCCAUUAAAUCUUUCACUAGAGACGACUGGUCUCUCGCAGCUGAGUCUUCUCCAUAUACGGAACAACUUGUUGCGCUUGAUCUUUCACCUUGCAAUAAGUUCAUUGCCUUGCUUUUCAAAAACGGAGUGAUUCAUAUACAAAAUCUUGAAAAGUUCGCUCUCAUUAAAUCUUUGAACGUCGAAUUUGCUGACACCUUACCGAUCAGCUUAGCUUGGUCGAAACAUACAAUCUUCGUUGGAGCAACCAAGGGUGAGCUCCACUCGAUACAAAUCUCACUUGAAGAAGACAUUGAAGGUAAGGGCAAAACUAUAUCAGAAGUUGAAAAGCUCUUUCUCGAAGAGGCUAGUGACUCUGAUUCCGAGCAGAUCAAUGAAAUCGCGGAAAACUCAAAGAAAAGAGACGCUCUUGAUGAUUCAAUGAUUAUAGACGAGGAUGAUGACGAGGAUGAGCAAGACCCGUAUCAGUACCACAACAGGCCCGUGAAAGAUAUUCUUUCAAAUAGGCGGAAGAGAGCUCGCUUUCUGGCGGAUAUUCCAACAUUAUUAGACGAGCCUUCUUAUGAAUUGACUCCAUAUUCUCCAGGAUCGACCCCUUGGAUUAAGUCUGCCAAUGCUAGUACAAACACCACAAAGAGAAGAUACCUAUUCAUGAAUGCGAUUGGGUACUCUUGGUCGGUGAAAAAUGACUCUGAUGACUUGUCAAACAUCCAAAAGAGUGUAACAAUUUCAUUUUUCGACAGAUCCGUAAACAAGGAUUAUCACUUCAUUGAUUACUAUGACUAUGACCUAUGCUCUAUGAACGAGCGAGGUAUUUUGCUUGGGUGCUCUGGACACCAGAAUGAAACGAGUUCUCACAAGGGACGUAUUUUUUACAGACACCAUAUCAACACAAGUGAUUCGUGGGAUAGACAAAUACCUCUUUUAGAGACUGAGUAUAUCACGUCUAUUUGCAUCACAAGCUCCACUUCUAAUACUUCUGGUGACUCGAUUAUUGUCGUUGGUACUAGCUUUGGCUACCUUAGAUUCUUUAACCUUUAUGGUCUUUGCAUCAACAUUAUGAAGGUGUCCCCAAUUAUCUCUCUCAUUUCAUCAGCCAUCAACACUGUGUUCAGUAUCCAUCAAUCAGGAAAGGAAACUUACAGCUACUCGAUUAUCAGCGUACCAGACGACUACAAGUUUCAUCAACAGGAGUGCAAUUUACCGAUCAAAGCUUCACGAUUACCCUUGAUCAAGGGCCUCUUUUUCAAUGAUCACUCAGACCCAUGCCUUGUUGCUGGACAUGAUGAUACACUUGUUGUGCUUUCUCACUGGAGAGAAACAGGAAAUGCGAGAUGGGUACCUGUUCUUAACUACAACAACGCUGUCUCCGACUUUGGAUUGACUGAAACCAAGAAAAAUUGGAAAUGUUGGCCUCUUGGUCUUCAGGGUGAUAAAACGGUUUGUUUGAUUUUGAAAAACAAUGAUGUUUAUCCAGGCUUCCCGCUCCCACUACCUAUUGAAUUCAACCUAAGGCUUCCUACAAGAUGCUUCAAGAGUUUGCUAGCAAACGAAAAGAAUAACGACGAAGCUGAAGAGGAUCAAAUUGCCACUGGAAGCAAUGAUCUUGAAGGGAAAUUACAAAAAAUCAGGGACGACGACCCAGAAGAAGAAUUUCUACGUGUUUCCACAUUAGGAAAGCUAUUGGCCUCCUCUCUUGGUGAUUUAGGCGACGAGGAAGAAACCAUGGACACAUUGAAAAGAUACAGUCUCGUGUUUGACAAGUCUCUUCUCAAGCUCUUCAACAGUGCCUGUGAAGAAUCACGGCUUAACAAGGCAUUUAGUGUCGUCAAGCUCAUCAAAAAUGACAAGGCCCUACUUGCAGCCACCAAGAUUGCUGAAAGACAUAGUUUCUCGAAUCUCAUGGCCAAGAUUAACAAAUUAAGAGAAGAACUCUUGGAGAUGCAAGAUGACGAGGAGGAGGAAAAUGAGGAGGAGUAA